AUGUCCAUAAUUCAUAAUUUCGUUUAGUAGGUGCUACAAUUUAAAGGCACCUACGAUGACGCUUUAUUGCAGGUUCAAUCCUUCAUCGCUUAGUUGUUGUGCUCCUUAUUCGAAGUAAAGAAGAAUCAAGAAUUGCUGGUGUUUAAUGCCUGCAUAAAGAGGACAGAUUAGGUCUUAAUCAAUCUUCACGACUACUUUUUGGAGAUUUCUCCUCCAAUAAAAAGUAUAUUUAGAGACAGGCCCUACAAUCAAGAAGGAUUCAUAAGCAGUGAUGACGAAGUUAAACAAAGCGUUUUGCCAUCUGCCACUAAACCGAGACAGUCCAACGCUCCUGUAGUGAAGGAAGUGAUUUUACCAGUUGAUGAGAAAGUAAGAAUGAGGGAUGACUUAAUUCAAAAAAUGACAAUUGGCUAUUUGAAGGAUGUACAACAUUUAAGGGAGAUGUUUGUCAGGAAAGACUUGUUCCCCAAUGAAGAAAUUUUCGAUGCCUCCUAUUACGAUUACACAAAUACGUUGGAUCCCAUAAUUAGGUAAUUUAUCUACAACAAGAUAUUGGAUCUUACACAAUAAUUUAGACUCCAAAUCUAAAACCUCACUUAAUAAAAUUAAAAAUACCUCAGUGAAAUUGAGAAAUUGAAACGACUGGUCAAAAAGAUCAUUGGUAGUGCAGAAAUAGAAUCCUAGAUCAAGGCUAUUUUAUAAAUAGACAAAGAUUUAUAUAGAUUCUGGAAAGGUGUGCAGGAGGUCAUAGGAACAUAGUAGAUUUUUGAAAUAUUUGAGAAAAGGAAAUAAGGUUAUGGAAUUGAUUAUGUAUUAAUUGACAGAUGCAUUAAUAACAGUUAAGCUUCUGCUCGAAUUUUCCAAGAAUUUAAAACUCAAUUAGAAGAGCGAUAAAUAAAAUUCACUGAGCAAUUAUUAAGGGAAUUCAAUAUGUAGAAGAAGGAGACCGAUGAGUUAAAGUAUUACCUACAUGAUUAGAAAGAACAAAAAGAUGUGGAUAUUCUAAAACAGAAAACCUAUAUCAAAUCUAGUGUUGAGUAGAUCUACGAAAUUAAAUAUAAUACAUUCUUUUAAGACCGAGAAUAAUAGAGACAAAACUUGCAAGAAGCCCUCGAUUUAAUUGCAGAUAAAGAUUAACAAAUCUGGAUUAGAAAAUGUGUUAAGAGACAUGCCUUAUAUAAGUGGAUCUAUUUAGCCAAGAUAAAGAAACUAUUAAAUUAAAAGAAUACAAGAAGAUCUUUAUCGAAUGAUAGAUCAUGUAAAUCAACAAAUGUUUUUGGAUUAAAGGAUAACAGAGUUGCCAACUUGAAAAAAGAGUUGAAAAAUCAGAAUGAAAUCGCUAUGGAAGCAUAAUUGAAUCUGUUUGAAUGUUAAGGGGAUUUCUAAAACCUAAAAUCCAAUUAUACUAAUCUGAAAUAUAAUUUUGAAAUGCAAUUAUCAACAAGAAUAGCAACUCAAUAGACUAAUGUAUAAUUAGAAAAUAUUGUUGAUUAUUUUGGCAAGAUAUUCAAUUUCAUUAAGAAUAGAGUUGGUCUAAAUUAUUUGGAAAUCAAUUUGAAAAAUUCUAAAUACUUUUUGGAGAAAGCUGAUUAACAUUUGAAAUAGUUUGAAUAGAAAGUAUCCUCUAUAACAGUUUAGGAUUAAAAUUUGAUCUAUGAAUCAUUGAAGGACUUAAUGAAAAGGUAAAUAGUAUGGAGAAGGGUUACUUCCAAUUGCAAUUCAUUCACAUUGACUGACGUCUAUGAUAUUAAAAAGCCUCUAUAAGAUGCAGAAUGCGAACUGAAUUCAUAUAUGCUAUUAAAAAACGAGUAAUUAAAAUAAGCUGAAUAUGAUAAUCAAAUAAUAGAAUUGGAAUUAGAAUAGGCUGAGAAAUAAUUCUAAUAAUAAUUAGAGAAGGAACAGCAAAAAUAAUAGGAAGAUGAAGAAGAAGAGGAAUCUUUAAUAGUUUAACAAACAGAUGAUUAAGCAUAGGAUUCUCAAAAUUGUAAUUAAAAAGCGAAAGUACCAUCGCAUGAUCCUUAAUAAGCAGACUUCGAACAUAAAUACAAUUCUAAUAAAUACAAACGACGUAAGAGUUUAAUAAGAACUGAAUAAAAUGAAUUUCAUUAAUACAAAUCAAUUGUUGGCCAGGAUAAGGAUAGGGGGAAGAUGAAAAAUCAAACUUAAUAAACUAAUGUUUCGAUUGAUUGUACAAAGUGCUAUAACGAUAUAUUCGAGAGGAUGAAUCCAGAAUUUCAACAAAAGUAGGAAGAAGAUAAAUCACAAGGCAUAAUUUAAAUUUCUAAGUCUAAAUUUUUUUAAACAAAAUAACACACCAUGGCUACUAUCUUGACUUAAUAAAAUGUAGUAAGGAUGUAAUCUGCUAGAUUUAAAAAAAUAGAAAGACAUCAAACCAAUCAUAUAUAUUCUCAAAUUAAUAGACCAUAAAGUAAAUAAGAGAGAUCCAUAACUUUAAAAGGCGAAAGAGCCUAAAUAAUAAUUACACCAAAAUCUGUUCCCAUAACUUAAAGAUAAUUUAAAUACACAAAAUGA
This is a messenger RNA of Paramecium tetraurelia, 2532 nucleotides long. RefSeq lists its product as uncharacterized. The record is from RefSeq and is a predicted model, not a curated record. The transcript is spliced from 5 exons. Lineage: Eukaryota; Ciliophora; Oligohymenophorea; Peniculida; Parameciidae.